AUGCCUGCGCUCGAUUCACUCGCGAUAGCAACGCAGAGGCAGGUCCUCGAGCGACGAGACUGGGCCUCCGAGAACCCUGGCCCUAUCCUGGUAUUUUGCAUCGUUUUUAUCGUGGCCAUGGGAGUUAUUCUGCUCUUCUUGUAUCGGAAAUGGAUGUCUCAUAGGGCCUCGAGGGAGUCCUACGCGUGA
This is a messenger RNA of Aspergillus puulaauensis, 189 nucleotides long. RefSeq lists its product as uncharacterized. Lineage: Eukaryota; Fungi; Ascomycota; Eurotiomycetes; Eurotiales; Aspergillaceae. The coding region runs from base 1 to 189 and encodes 62 amino acids. The transcript has a single exon. The record is from RefSeq and is a predicted model, not a curated record.